GGUCACCAACAAACAAAAGGUUCACAAUCUGAAUUUCAUUUCAAACCAAAACGAAACAAAAUAAACGAACAAAACUUAACCCAUCGUUGUUGUCAAAUCAUCGAACGAAACAUAUCUUUUUUUUUCUUCAAUAUGAUCAAAUACAUUGCAUCAAUUUUUUUGUUUUUUGGUGCCUGUUAUGCAUCAUAUGGUGGUCAUAGUGAUGGCGGUGGUUAUUCAAUGAAUGGUGUGGAUGCUGCAAUUCAUUCAAAACAUUCUGUACAAAUCAUACCGGUUUCUGGAUCAAAACAUAUGGGCAAAACACCUGUUGUUGAUAUAAAUUCUGAACCAUUACCAUUAACACUUCGUUUUAAUUCACAUUCAACAAGAAUUCUACCGAUUCAAAAACAUUUUAGCCAUUCUGGACAGGUUUAUAAACAAAAUGCAAUCGAUGAACCAGAUGUACUUAUACAAAAUAUUCGUAAACCAAUCAUACAAGAAGUUCGUGAAAUUAUUUCACCAUAUCGACAGGUUACACAAGAAGUACGCCCAGUACAGGAACGUAUACAAACACUUAUCGCUCGUGGUCAAGAUGGUAUUAAUUUUGGUGGAAGCAGUGGUGGCGGCGGCAGUGAUGGUGGUAACGAUAAAAAAUACGAUAAAUAUGAUGGAUAUGGUGGAUAUUAACAACCGGGAAAAUCAUUUUCCCGGUUCAAUUUUUU
Messenger RNA from Dermatophagoides pteronyssinus (European house dust mite), 701 nucleotides. RefSeq lists its product as uncharacterized. Lineage: Eukaryota; Metazoa; Arthropoda; Arachnida; Sarcoptiformes; Pyroglyphidae. The record is from RefSeq and is a predicted model, not a curated record.